CUGGCACCUCACAAGUAUCGCGGGAACAGGGAAGGGAGAACGCUUUUAGCGCUUAGAAAUCACUAUGGUGACGGAAAGGUCGGGAGGCUUCUCGGUAACUGGGUUUAGCUCUGAGAGCAAUCGCCGCUGCUUUCCGGGAACUUGAGUGAUUACAAUCAAGCGGUAUUUAAAAUCUUUCUGGAACCGGAGACAUGAGGCUGAAGAUAUCUCUCUUAAAAGAACCAAAGCAUCAGGAAUUAGUGAGCUGUGUAGGUUGGACAACGGCUGAGGAGCUAUACUCUUGCAGCGAUGAUCACCAGAUAGUGAAGUGGAACUUGCUAACCAGUGAAACCAGUCUCAUAGUAAAGCUGCCUGAUGACAUCUACCCGAUCGAUCUUCACUGGUUUCCCAAAAGUUUAGGCAUGAAGAAGCAGACGCAGGCAGAAAGUUUCGUCCUCACAAGUUCUGAUGGUAAAUUUCAUCUCAUUUCCAAGUUAGGAAGAGUGGAAAAAAGUGUAGAGGCUCACUGUGGAGCUGUGCUUGCAGGAAGAUGGAAUUACGAGGGGACCGCAUUAGUUACAGUUGGAGAAGAUGGACAAGUGAAAAUCUGGUCAAAGACGGGGAUGCUUAGGUCAACAUUAGCUCAGCAAGGAAUCCCAGUGUAUUCAGUAGCAUGGGGCCCUGAUUCAGAAAAGGUUCUUUAUACAGCAGGCAAACAGCUCAUCAUUAAACCUCUUCAACCAAAUGCUAAAGUUUUACAGUGGAAAGCCCAUGAAGGCAUUAUUUUAAAAGUCGAUUGGAACUCAGUCAACGAUCUCAUUUUAUCUGCUGGUGAAGACUGUAAGUAUAAGGUUUGGGAUAGUUAUGGCCGUGUGCUGUACAGUUCUCAGCCUCAUGAACACCCUAUUACCUCAGUUGCCUGGGCUCCGGAUGGAGAGUUGUUUGCUGUUGGAUCGUUUCAUACCUUACGCUUAUGUGAUAAAACAGGGUGGUCAUAUGCUUUAGAAAAACCCAACACUGGCAGCAUAUUUAAUAUUGCGUGGUCCAUCGAUGGCACUCAGAUCGCUGGAGCCUGUGGAAACGGACAUGUUGUUUUUGCACACGUGGUAGAGCAGCGCUGGGAGUGGAAAAAUUUUCAAGUAACACUCACGAAGAGAAGGACCAUGCAGGUUCGGAAUGUCCUCAAUGAUGCUGUGGAUUUACUGGAGUUCCGAGACAGAGUCAUUAAAGCAUCUUUGAACCAUGGACACUUGGUUGUUUCAACAUCUCUUCAGUGCUACGUCUUCUCUACGAAGAACUGGAAUACACCACUUAUAUUUGAUCUCAAGGAAGGAACUGUUAGUUUAAUUCUCCAGGCAGAAAGACAUUUUCUUCUGGUAGAUGGUGGUGGUAUCUAUUUGCAUUCUUAUGAAGGGCGCUUCAUUUCUUCUCCAAAGUUUCCUGGAAUGAGGACAGAUAUUUUGAACGCACAGACUGUGUCCCUGAGUAAUGAUACUAUAGCAAUAAAAGACAAAGCUGAUGAAAAGAUAAUCUUCCUCUUUGAAGCAUCAACUGGAAAACCCUUAGGGGAUGGGAAACUUCUUUCUCAUAAGAAUGAAAUCUCAGAAAUUGCUCUGGAUCAAAAGGGACUUACUAAUGACAGAAAAAUUGCUUUCAUUGACAAAAAUAGAGACCUCUACAUCACCUCAGUGAAGCGAUUUGGGAAAGAAGAGCAGAUUAUUAAACUUGGAACCAUGGUGCAUACAUUGGCAUGGUGUGAUACAUGCAAUAUCCUUUGUGGACUUCAAGACACUCGAUUUACAGUGUGGUAUUACCCUAAUACCAUUUAUGUGGACAGAGAUAUUUUGCCGAAAACAUUGUAUGAAAGAGAUGCAAGUGAAUACAGUAAAAACCCCCAUAUAGUGAGUUUUGUUGGAAAUCAGGUGACUAUAAGAAGAGCUGAUGGCUCCCUGGUACACAUCAGCAUAUCCCCAUACCCUGCCAUCCUCCAUGAGUAUGUGAGCAGCUCAAAAUGGGAAGAUGCUGUAAGGCUCUGCCGCUUCGUUAAGGAGCAAAGCAUGUGGACUUGCUUAGCGGCUAUGGCAGUUGCUAAUCGAGACAUGAUUACUGCAGAAAUAGCCUAUGCGGCAAUUGGUGAAAUUGAUAAAGUUCGAUACAUCAAUGCUAUAAAAGAUCUUCCAUCCAAAGAGUCAAAAAUGGCCCACAUACUAAUGUUUAGUGGCAACAUACAGGAGGCUGAGACACUGCUUCUCCAGGCCGGCCUCAUUUAUCAAGCAAUCCAGAUCAACAUUAACCUCUAUAACUGGGAAAGGGCACUGGAGUUGGCUGUAAAAUACAAAACCCAUGUUGAUACAGUUCUUGCUUAUCGUCAAAAAUUUUUGGAGACAUUUGGUAAACAGGAAACUAAUAAACGAUAUUUGCAAUAUGCAGAAGGUCUCCAAAUAGACUGGGAGAAAAUCAAAGCCAAAAUUGAGAUGGAAAUUACUAAAGAACGUGACCGAUCAACUAGUAGCCAGUCUGUCAAGAACAUGGGCUUAAAGCACUGAAUGCCUCACCGACCUCUAAACUAGUUCAGAGUAACCAAAGAUGUGCAUGUUUUGUUUGCUUUAAAAAAAAAAAAAAAAAGCAUGAUUUUAAGGCUAGUGUUGUCUCUGAAUGGUAGAGUACUUGCCUAGCAUGCAUGUGGCCCUGGGUUUGAUCCCCAGCACCAUCAAAA
Molecule: messenger RNA, 2695 nt
Organism: Phodopus roborovskii (desert hamster)
Lineage: Eukaryota; Metazoa; Chordata; Mammalia; Rodentia; Cricetidae
Gene: Ift80
Product: intraflagellar transport 80
Exons: 20
Coding region: 192-2525 (777 amino acids)
Biological process (GO): cilium assembly
Cellular component (GO): cilium; centrosome; intraciliary transport particle B
Molecular function (GO): protein binding
Source: RefSeq, a predicted model, not a curated record